AUGGCGUCUGCCUCACGAAGCUUCUCCCGCGCCCUGCGCACCGCCGCCCCCUCGUUCCGUACUACCUCGACCCGCUCCUCUGCCCGCUUCGUCGCACCCACACAGAACGCCUUCCGCAACCAGCAACGCGGAUACGCUUCUCAGCAGGAAGGACCAGACAAGCAUGAGGGCAACCCAACUGGCCUAGCCUGGGGUGCGGGUGCCCUCCUUGUUGGUGCUGGUGUAUACAGCCUGUACACAUACAAGCCUGAGCUCUUCGGUCAAACCAGCAGCCAGAAGAUCUUCACUCCCAGGUUCGAGGACUACCAGAAGGUCUACAACCACAUUGCAAAGAGGCUCGAGGAGCAUGACGACUACGACGAUGGCAGCUAUGGACCUGUACUCCUGCGCCUGGCAUGGCACGCCUCGGGAACCUACGACAAGCUGACCAACACUGGUGGCUCCAACGGUGCUACCAUGCGUUUCGCCCCCGAAGGUGACCACGGCGCCAACGCUGGUCUCAAGGCCGCCCGCGACUUCCUCGAGCCCGUCAAGGAGGCCUUCCCAUGGAUCACAUACUCCGACCUGUGGAUUCUUGCUGGUGUCUGCGCCAUCCAAGAGAUGCAGGGUCCCAAGAUCCCAUACCGAGCUGGCCGCACCGACCGCGACGUUUCCUUCUGCACACCCGACGGCCGUCUGCCUGACGCAAGCAAGGACUCCAGCCACAUCCGCGCCAUAUUCGGCCGCAUGGGCUUCGACGACCGCGCUAUGGUUGCUCUGUCCGGUGCACACGCCCUAGGUCGCUGCCACACCGACCGUUCUGGUUUCGACGGUCCCUGGACCUUCUCCCCCACUACCCUGACCAACGACUACUACAAGCUCCUUGUCGAGGAGAAGUGGGCAUGGAAGAAGUGGAACGGCCCCAAGCAGUUCGAGGAUGUCAAGACCAAGAGCUUGAUGAUGCUGCCGACUGACAUGGAACUUGUCAAGGACAAGAGUUUCAGGAAGUACACAGACCUGUACGCAAAGGACAAUGACGCUUUCUUCAAGGACUUCGCCGAGAGCGUAAUGACACUGUUCGAGCUUGGUGUACCAUUCCAGCAGCCCGAGGACCAGCGAUACGUCUUCAAGAGCUCUUUCGACUAA
Molecule: messenger RNA, 1125 nt
Organism: Alternaria atra
Lineage: Eukaryota; Fungi; Ascomycota; Dothideomycetes; Pleosporales; Pleosporaceae
Exons: 2
Coding region: 1-1125 (374 amino acids)
Biological process (GO): response to reactive oxygen species; hydrogen peroxide catabolic process; cellular response to oxidative stress
Molecular function (GO): peroxidase activity; heme binding
Source: RefSeq, a predicted model, not a curated record